Molecule: messenger RNA, 3476 nt
Organism: Vespula vulgaris
Lineage: Eukaryota; Metazoa; Arthropoda; Insecta; Hymenoptera; Vespidae
Product: mutS protein homolog 4-like
Exons: 17
Coding region: 38-3367 (1109 amino acids)
Biological process (GO): mismatch repair; reciprocal meiotic recombination
Cellular component (GO): nucleus
Molecular function (GO): mismatched DNA binding; ATP-dependent DNA damage sensor activity; ATP binding
Source: RefSeq, a predicted model, not a curated record
UCGUUAUUAACUAUCUGUAACAGGGAGUUAGAUUAAAAUGAAUGUUAUACGUAAUGAAAAUGCGGCUCCAUUAAGAGGACGAACUAGAGGUAGAGGACGAGGAAAAUUAAGAGAAAUAAUAACAAAUGUUUUACCAAAAUAUCGCUUUGAUUUUGGAAUUCGAAAGCCAUUGGUCGAUCUAUGCCCCACGAAUUCAAAUAUUUUGAAAACUACAACGCAUCGCACGCUAAAAAGUGCAUCCACUUCGUCUUUUCUUCCAAGUUCGACUCGCAAAGGAAGUUUAGGAUCAAAUGCCACGAGAACACCAGGAAGUAAUACAUCCACGGAAUCUUGCGUGAUACUCGCAAUAACAUCCGGUCGUGGCGAAGCAAGAGGAGAAGUUGGAAUAGCUGCAAUAGAUAUUCAUCAUUCUCAUUUAAUUCUUUGUCAAAUGAGCGAUUAUCAGACAUAUAUCAAUACCUUGACAAAAAUUUACAUAUUUAAUCCAGUGGAGAUUCUGAUGCCUGACACUAUUUGCAAUGAAAGAAGAAACAGAAAUAAACUGUAUUGUUCUAUCAAAGAGAAAUUUCCUAAUCUAUGUAUCACUCCAGUAUCGAGAAUUCAUUUUAAUGAGUCUAUCGGAUUGGAACGUGUAAAAACUCAUUGUGCGAAAGAAUACUCGACAGUAGAAUUAUUUUUGAAACAAAAAUAUUACGCGUUAGCAUCAGCAUCAGCUUUAUUGAAGUAUAUAGAAUUUAUUCAACAUAUCGUUUAUGCACCAAAAUCGAUCAGAAUUGAGUUUCAAGGCUCGCCCAAUACCACUGUUAUAGACAUAGAAAGUGCACAAAGUUUAGAAUUAGUUGUGUCUCAAUGUGGUCAACCAAAUGCUAGCCUUUUGAAUUCUAUGGACCAUUGCGUUACACCAAUGGGUAGAAGACUUUUAAGAGCAUCUAUUUUACAACCUCUUUGCGACGAAAAAAUAAUAAUAGAACGUCAAAGUAGCGUUACUGAAUUAAUGUCGAAUCGAUCAUUAUGCAAUCUUGUACAGCCUUUUGUAAGAAGAUUGUAUGGCGCGGAUCGUCUUUUAAGUCUUUCUAUGAUGACUUCACAAAACAAUACUGUACAAAAUGCAGAGAGAAAUUUAAAUUACGUGCUUCUGUUAAAAAAUUCUCUUGACAUUGUACCAGAAUUGCGAGAAGCACUUGAAAGUGGUCGAGCUCUAUUUUUUACUAAAGUUCGAAAAAAUUUAGAGAAUUCACAAUUCGAAAUAAUGAAAAAUAAAAUUCUAGAAAUAAUACAUCCUGAUGCAAAAUCUCUAGUAGGAUAUACAUCGUCGAACAUGCAACGAUGUUUUGCUAUUAAACCAGGCAUUAAUGAUUUAUUGGAUAUUGCUCGACAAACAUAUUGCGAACUUAUAAGUGAUAUGAAAACUUUGGUGGAAAACUUAGCGAUACAAUAUAAAAUGAAUUUAUCACUGGAAUGCAACUCAUCCUUAGGAUUUUAUAUUUUAGCAGAAAUAUCUCGUCAUUCAGAUUUCCAACCCUCUGAUUUAUCAUCAGAAUUCGUUCAAGUACAAAAAAAUAAAAACACCUAUUCUAUGACGACAAACAAAUUAUUAGUAUUGAGUCAUCAGUGUAAAAUUGCUUGUGAAGAUCUUCAUAUAAUGAGCAACGCAAUUUUAAAUGAUUUGCUCGUAAACAUUCGCGAACACAUCGGCUGUCUUUAUCAACUAAGUGCUGAUGUUGCAGAAUUAGAUUUAAUAAUCUCUUUGGCUCGUAUCAGUUCAUCUCCUGAAUAUGUACAACCAAUCUUUGGGCCAAGAUUAGAACUUAUAGAUUCAUUACAUCCUAUAAUGGGAAUAUUCGGAACAGAACGACCUGUACCCAAUGAUGUGAAAGCAUCAAUACCUUACAAUCAUCAUACCAUAAUUGGACCUAACAUGAGUGGUAAAUCAAUUUACUUGAAACAAAUAGUUUUAUUACAUAUUAUGGCACAGAUUGGUUGCUACGUUCCAGCAAGAAGAGCGGAAUUCAGAAUUACCGAUCGUAUAUUUUGUAGAAUAUGUUUUCGCGAUGACAUAGAAUGUAAUGCUUCCACCUUCGUUGUUGAGAUGAAAGAAACACAAUACAUUCUACAAUCAAUUACACCUAAAUCAUUAGUGAUCUUAGACGAGCUUUGUAGAGGUACCACUGUUGAAGAAGGUUCAUCUAUUACAUGGGCAAUAUGCGAAAGACUAUUGAUUACCACCGCGUUUACUUUCAGUGCGACACAUUUUCGUUACCUCACCAAAUUAGCUGAAAUAUAUUAUAACGUUACAAACCAUUGUUUCAAAACUGAAACUAAAUAUAUAGAAGGUUUAAACGAAGCUCGAUUAAUAUAUACACACAAACUAAUGGUAGGUGUAACUCCCACUGAUAAUUAUGGUAUUGCAUUAGCCGAAGUAUCAGGUCUUCCGGUUUCUAUUACUGCCAAAGCUCGAGAAUACGCAAAAAAAGAAGUUACAAUAAUGAAAAAAGAUGAUUAUUUUAUGGAACCGAAUUCAUGGGAGAAGACAUGUUAUAAUCGUGUUGCAGAAAUAUAUAAACUCAUAGAAAAUAACGAAUUCAAUCGUAAAAAUAUUGUUAGUCUUAUACAUGAACUUGAUGUUUGUAAAACAGACGAAUUUAGAAAAAUGCAACAAGAAGACAAAGAUUUGUGUAAAGCUUUGGAAAGUUUUGAAUCAGUUCAAACACCUAAUUUAAAUUGGCACAAUAUAGAGGUCUCUCCUACAAAUCGAGUAAAUGAUGUAGCAACUUACUUUGACGUUAAUACAAAUUUUAUGAUGGAAAUAAAUUUGACAAAAGAAGCAAAUAUAGUACAGAAUUCAAAUAAACAAUUUGAAGAUAUCACUGAUAAAAAUCGAAAAGAAAUAUUUGCAGGACAAUCUUGGUUCAGAAAAAAUACUGAUUUAAGUGCAAUUAAACAAAAUCCGAACUAUGUUACACGCUUGACACAUACGUCUCCUUUUAAAAUUAAUGAAGCCGGUCGCAAAUUAACAACAUUGAUAAAUACAACUUCUAAAUUAUUGUUUAACUCAGAUGAAUCGUCAAAAAAGCAAACAGAUUCAAAUACUUCUAAAACCUCUUUACGAAUUGAACAAUCGAAUAACGUCGAUAAGAAAGAUUCCUUAUCUAUUCAAACUAUAUCAAUGAUGUCCCCAUUAAUUUCUUUCAGAUCUUCACAAGUUUCUCAACUUCAUAAAUAUUCUUUAAUGGAAUCAGAUUUUGAUCCUUCUUUAUCAAGAGCGUCUAUCAUAACAGAUAUAGCAGAAAUUAAUACUUAUGAUAAACAGCUAAAUAUUUUUGAAAACAGUGAAAAUAACAAAUUUGAAAAAUUAGAAUUUUCCUAAUCAAAUAAAUCGUGCAAACGAUAUUAUUAAAAUUAAUAAUAAUAAUUGAAAUAAAAUUUGUAUUUAAUAUAAUUAAACAAUAUUGUAGUUAAAUAAUAAAUCACAGUUU